This is a messenger RNA of Episyrphus balteatus (marmalade hoverfly), 2749 nucleotides long. RefSeq names its product histone-lysine N-methyltransferase, H3 lysine-79 specific. Gene Ontology annotation, biological process: positive regulation of cytokinesis. NCBI's taxonomy places the organism in Eukaryota, Metazoa, Arthropoda, Insecta, Diptera, Syrphidae. Gene Ontology annotation, cellular component: centrosome; microtubule; spindle pole. The transcript has 7 exons. The coding region runs from base 151 to 2658 and encodes 835 amino acids. The record is from RefSeq and is a predicted model, not a curated record.
UACUUGCUGUUUUUUUUGUUUUACAAAAUUUUUCAUUUCCAUUUAAAAUAAAUUAAAAUAAAACAAAAUGCAUUUUUAACAAUUUCUUAAAAUAACAAACUUGUGUUCCUUGUCCCGAAAUAAAAAAAAAAUGUACAAAACAACAAAAUCAUGGAUGAUAUUGAUAAUUUUCUUAUUUCGCAUCGAAGUAAACUACAAGCCGAUAAAGAUUGUUUAAUUUUAAAUAAAUUAACAAACAAUAGACAAAACAAUUGCAUGUUAACAAAUAAACAAAUCAAUAAUAAUUACACUUUUUCACGAAAUACAAAUAAAAUUGAAAAAUCAACAAGAAAUGAAAAAAAUGAAAACGACAACGAAUUUCUGCUGCAACAAAGCAAAAGCAAAAACAAUUUUGUUGAUGAUUGUAGUAGUAAAAGUGCAAUUAUGGAUUUUCUUCAAUUGAAUAAUAACAAUGCCAUUGAACCUUUGACAACAACAAUUACAACUGCCGGCGGUAGUGCCGGCAAUUCACCACAAACAAAUACAACAACAAAAAACAUGUGCAGCAUAAAAACUAAUUCUUCUUCCAUGGCAACGAAUAAAUCGUCGCCACCGACAAAGUUGCUAAAUCAGCAAAAUAAGCCACGACCAAUUGAUAAUGGUAAUUUCCAAAUUUGUGACAAUUUAGGUAGCAGAUAUUUCAAUAAUUGUACUGACGACAAAACAAACAAGAAUUUAACCAAUUUAAAUGAGCGUCAAAGUGCAGCGAGUGCUGCAGUUGUUUUUGCUGACAAGGCAAAUAAAAAUGUUGCUUCUACUUCGACGAGAUAUCGCGUAAACAAGGAUGAUAUGGAGCAAUGGGUUUCGGAUACGUUUUAUUCCUAUUUUCCUGGCUUCAAUAAUGAGAAUAAAAAACGACAAGACCUACUACAAGAUCGUCAGUUAGAAUAUCAACAGAAUUUUCUUAAACAUCAAAUGAAUGAAGCUGCUGCCAAUAGUGGAAAGAAAAAACAUCAUUCCCAUCAUCAUAAUCAUGAAGAUACAACAACAAAAUUAGAACAAAAAAACAUUCCUCAAGAAAAUACCAUCAAACAUAAUAAACAACCACCACCUACAACAACAUCAACAACAUCACGCUCCUCCACCACCGAUAAGACUGAUUUAGAAAUUAUAGUUAAUAAUCCAGACUAUGAGAUUAAGUCGCCACGACCAGGUAGUGCACGUCAUAGAUUAUUGCAGGAUUUAAAACAUACAGAAAUUUCAAAUAUUGUUAAUAAUGAUGGUGUUACAGAACGCAAUCGACGCAAUGCUGAAAUUGAAAUGGCUAAGAAAAAGGAUUAUCAAAGAGAAUUAAUGGCUCAAAUAGAAGAACAUAGACGAUCAAUUGAAGUACUUAAAGAGAAAGAACGUCGCCAGGAGGAGGCCUUAACUAGAAAACUUGAGGAGCAGUUGAAAACAAUGCGCUUGCAAGAAGAAUUGGAAAAGGAAAAAAUGAGAGCCGAUAAGAUGCGCUUUGAUAGCGAACAAAAUCGUCUCAUGCGAGAACAUCUUCUUACCAAACUCGAAAAUGAUACAAAAGUCCUUGACUCAGCUGUUCGCAAAACACAGUCUGAAAUUGAUAAAAUCAGUCCAGUAAAAAACAAAGUCUACAAAUAUUUCAGCAAUUCAGCUCGUCAUGAAUUUCGUCGUGACUCCUCAAAUCAUGAACAACCAGCAUUUCAACUUGAUCUACCACCACCAUCAUCAUCGACAACAUCCAAUCAACAUCAUCAUCGUCGUCACGACAGCAAAAAGUGCUUCCAUGAAUUAAAUGAGACAAAUAUUUGUCCAUUUUGUGAUUCGUCAUUGAAGAGUUAUGAAAGUUGGUGUUUAAAAUGUGAAAAACGAAUAUUUGAUACCAAUACUAAUGAGACUGAUUCGCUUGUUUGUGAGAAUUGCAAGAAGCUCUAUUCGAUUUGCCCGAAUUGUGAUGAAGAAGGCAAUUGCAUGCAUUGUCAGAGAAAGCAAAACUUUUGUUCCAAUUGUCGAAAAACUUUGUGUUCCGAUUGUAUUGAUGCUAUUGCUGUUGGAAAAGAUAAUCAGCAUCAUCAUCAUCAUCAUCACAGGCAUAAAACCGAUUCGGAAAGAUCUUUUGAGAUAUUAGAAGUCAAUUAUCCCGAACACGACGAUGAAGCCGCCAAUGACUUGAAUAACAAUCACGAAACACGGAAUCGACCACCAUACUCAAUGAAUAUUGAUCGCAAUUCUAUUUUUCAUCAUGAUUACAAUCAUAGCAAAUUGUACGAUGAUGAGAAUAGCAUUGAAGAAAUUCGUCAUCAGACUGAUAAACAGCUAUCGCGAUAUUUGAAAAACUAUGGGGAUUUAGCUUGUAAGGGAUUGCGCGAUCGAAGUACUCAAACAACGCCAGAUAGUGCCUCCAGAAGAGAUAUUGUAAUGGUGGAGGAGAAUAAUCUAUCGAUGCCAUUGCUGCGGGAGAUGCCACGAAUGACACGAAAGGAAAGUAAUCGUCAACAAGCAGAAAGGAAGAAGAAAGGUACUCGAAUAGAAAAUCUUGCUAGAAGAUGGGAGGUUCCAGCUGUUCAAAAACACACCAUAACAACGAACUCUCCAAAGGUUCUAACACAACUAGGGGCUAUUAGAAAACAAUUGCAGUCCGAGCAGCUACAUUUGGAUUUUUAAUCCUCAAGAAAUUUGCAUUCCUAAUUGAAUUACAUAAAUAAAAAAAAAAAAACAAUUAAUAUUACUAACCAAGUGCUAAUGUAACAAAUAA